AUGGCUGUUCAUUUGACGAUUUUGGUUCUAAUUCUUUUUGCCAUAUACUUUGCUUAUCCCUUUAAAACUUUAUUUGUUUGGCAUCCUCUGCUAAUGCUAGUUGGCCUCUAUGGAUUUUCUCUGCAAGGAAUCAUUGUUUACAAUAAAUUCAGUUCUCUGGUUCCCACAGCCAAUGCCAUUAAAAAGUAUAAUUUGCAUGCCUUAUUGCAGACAUUGGGCAUUAUUGUGAUUAUUGCCGGUAGUGCAGUUAUUGACAAAGUGAAAAGGGAUAACAAUCGUCCACGUUUGAAAUCUUGGCAUGGUAUCCUGGGUAUUCUUUUCAUUUUCCACGGUCUGCUACAAGUCAUUUUUGGCUUUCUCAAAUCUUGUGGUUUUAUGAAACGUUGGAUGAAGCCGAGCAUUUCGCGGAAAAUGCAUGCAAUUUCUGGAGCAAUUUUCUUUUCCCUCGGUUGCCUGGUAACUGGCCUUGGUUUUCGUAGUGAGUGGUUUCAACAAAGAGCUCUGGUGGAUUCCAUACAAGACCAAGGUGUUCGAAUGCUUGUUGAUUAUAUUCUUAUCCUCCUCCUUUGUCUUCUUUUCAUCAUUGUCUCGACACAGAUCUACGACAGGUACUUUGCUGGACAUUAUGCCCCCGUGACCAACACCCCUCCUCAAGUUAAGAACGCCGAAAAAUCAAGAUAG
Messenger RNA from Rodentolepis nana, 681 nucleotides. The record is from the annotation of a GenBank genome assembly. Lineage: Eukaryota; Metazoa; Platyhelminthes; Cestoda; Cyclophyllidea; Hymenolepididae.